Podospora pseudopauciseta is the source of this 740-nucleotide messenger RNA. RefSeq lists its product as uncharacterized. The transcript has 6 exons. The record is from RefSeq and is a predicted model, not a curated record. Gene Ontology annotation, cellular component: nucleus. Bases 224 to 733 code for a protein of 169 amino acids. NCBI's taxonomy places the organism in Eukaryota, Fungi, Ascomycota, Sordariomycetes, Sordariales, Podosporaceae.
GUUUUCGAGUUUAUGGGGAAAUUUUGGCAUGGUGUUUUGAGGCAAACCAUUCGACUUGGGAGCUGUUGUGUUUGGGGGAAAGAGCGGGCCUAUUGUGAGCGAGCAAUUUCAUCCUCGGUCCGUCCCCUCCAAGGUUCCCACUUCGGCACUCUACACCACACUUCACCACUCACGCGACCACCUCAGUUCUCUCCACAGCCAACAAACCACCUCAUAAUCCGACAUGGCAUCCGAACGAAAUCUCACACACGAAGAGAUCUGGGAUGACUCUGCACUUGUAGCUUCCUGGAACAACGCGCUGGCGGAGUACAAUAAAUAUCACAGCAUUCACGCCCAAGGAGGCACAGUAGACGAUCUUCCAGCCCCCGAGGAGAAGAAGACAUCCGGCAGUGCCAAAGCUGAAACAAAUGGCCAUGCAGCACCUAUCACAGCAGAGGAAGGGGAGGUCGACGAGAGCGUCCCAAUGGACGAGAGCGACGAAACAUCGCACCCAGCAAUCUCGGAUGCCCAACACUCCGCAGAUGCGAACAAGGUUGGAGGUGGGCUAUCUGGAGGCCAGCCUGCGGUGCCGUUGGGGCCAGGACCAGGACCGCAGGUGUUGCUUGGAUCAGUCCAAGAUGAGGAGCUCAAAAAGCUGCUGAUGUCUUGGUAUUAUGCAGGGUAUUACACGGGCUUGUACGAGGGAAAGCAGCAAGGGCUCAAACAGGCCCAGCAGCAAGACAAAAGUUCUUGAUAGGAAU